AAUGAAAGUGGCCGGUGUCGGGUAUAUCAGCUGGACCGAAUGUAAAUAAACAAAGGGCUUCUGAUUUUAAGAGAAGAUCACGGUAGGAAUACUCAAAGUAUUUGCAGACAGAAGCUUUGGACCUGCUGGACAAAAGGAAAAUCCACAGUGAAAGUUAUUAGGUUGAUGGAACAGGAGUUAAUAGGGAAACAUACCAGUCACCAUGGCAACCAUCUCCAUAGAGACUAAAAUGAAUCCUCAGGUAUCAGGAAUGCAGGUAAUCCCUGCCUCUUACUGUCCGUCCGAGUUGUCUGUACACACAGUUGGUGCUAAUGUUCACAGUUCAGAUUUCUCACCACAUGAUGGCAAUAGACCUUUGAAUCUUUCAGAAAGUCCCUUACAAAUCAAGGUGGGAAUGAAAAUUGAUGUCGAAACUUCUAAAGAUUUGUCUUGUGAUUUCUGUGGGAGGAAAGACGAAGGAAAUGUUUGUCAAAAGUGUUCAAAUGUAAACCAUCUAAAAUAUCUUCCUCAAAAUUCAGAAAAUUCUGGAUCCGUACCAAGGUGCAAUUGUCAGAACUUCAAUGAGACUGGCGCAACAACUCUGUGUCAUUGUGUGUCCAGAGAUAGCAAACCAGUGGAUAAAGUUUAUUGUCAGAAUUUAAGAAAUGUUGAUUCUGACCAGGAAUCUCAGUUUGAACACUCAGUACAUUCCAGUUCACUUCAGUUGAAUUCAGCAGAUGAUUGUCCACAUUCUGAAAACUUCCAAAAUAACAGUUCACAACAUGAGCCUGACGACCAGGCAGAUUCUGUUCAUAAAUAUUAUCCUCAGGAAUUCCUAGAAACUGAUUCGGUCCAUACAACUCACUCCCAGGACUCCACAAACACAACUUUAGGACAUCAACCUCAUACCAGGAUCUUAACAGGAGCCGAACAUAAACCUGGGGACUUGUCUGAUACAAGUUUAGAAGAUUGUCCGGGGUUGAAGCAAAGUUCAGAGGAACCAAACCUAACUACCGACCAAGUUGACAGGUCAGCUACUCACAGUGACAGAGAUCUAGAUCCAGACAUUCUUACUAUCAUCCCAACAGAAAAUGAAAACACAUUCUCUCUUCGCGCUUUAUCAAGGAAACAGAAGUUAAUUGUUUUUAGUUUCUGCAUAGUCGGAUUUGCCAACUUUCUCUGUCUUUCUCUGAUAGCUCCAUUUUUUCCAAAAGAGGCCCGUGAAAAAGAUGUUAGUAAUUUGGUGUCUGGUUGGAUCUUUGCAGCAUUUCCUCUGACUCAGUUCAUCUUUGCACCGGCCUUUGGAAAAUUG
Molecule: messenger RNA, 1291 nt
Organism: Pecten maximus
Lineage: Eukaryota; Metazoa; Mollusca; Bivalvia; Pectinida; Pectinidae
Product: MFS-type transporter SLC18B1-like
Biological process (GO): transmembrane transport
Molecular function (GO): transmembrane transporter activity
Source: RefSeq, a predicted model, not a curated record